This is a messenger RNA of Oryza brachyantha (malo sina), 850 nucleotides long. RefSeq lists its product as uncharacterized. The coding region runs from base 80 to 664 and encodes 194 amino acids. NCBI's taxonomy places the organism in Eukaryota, Viridiplantae, Streptophyta, Magnoliopsida, Poales, Poaceae. The transcript has 2 exons. The record is from RefSeq and is a predicted model, not a curated record.
GUUGCCUGCCUCUCACCUCACUCUUCUUCUUCUUCCCGGGAGAAGCAACCGCUGCAGCUGAGGAACUGUGUUGCCAAGAAUGGAUUCCAAGAUCUCCCUACUCUGCUUCCUCGUCCUCGCUUCCUCCUUGCUGCAUUGCGCCAGAUCUGAUGGAAGUGAUUCGCGGCUUCUCAAGGGCAUCAACAGCUACAGAGCUUCUCUCAAAGUCCCUGCGCUAUCCGAGAACAACAAUGCCGCAUGCCUGGCUGAGCAGCUAGCGAAGCAAUUCAAAGGCCAACCUUGCACCAACACCACUGGAGCCAACACCGUCCCUGGCACCGAGCAGCAGUUCCCCGACUACCCGAAGUACCUCGACCAUUGCCAUCUCAACGCAUCAGUGACCGAAGAUGGGCAGGUGAUGCCGGCCUGCGUUCCCGGUCUUGUACCUGAUGUGGUUCUGACCAACUACACCAAGUCACAGUACAACCAGUACCUGAAUGACACCAAGUUCUCCGGUGUCGGGAUCGCCAACGAGGGCGACUGGGUCGUCGUCGUCCUCAGCACAAGCACAGGUUCUGGUGGUUACUCUCCAGCUCCCCCUGGCUCAAACUGGGCUCCUUCAGUUCAUCCUUUCAACCAGCUAAUCCUUUUGUUGGUAGCCAUUGUAUGUUUGCUGAUGAUGUGAGAUUAAUCAUACCCCAAAGAGUGUACUUUGAUGUCAUCCAUUUUUGGAUCUUCCAGAUUUGAAUUGAACUUUUGUCUCUUUGACAACAUGCUGGUAUGUGCUAUGAGGACAUGGAUCAGAACGUAUUCUUUUGAUUCUUUUUUGAACCUCUGACUAGAUUAUAAUGGUCCUAAUUCAAUGUGUGUU